AUGGAAGAAGAUAAUAUUGUAGAUAGUAAAGAGAUAGAGAAUAAUGUUGAAGAUAAAAAAGAAGAAACUCCAUCAUCAUCACCAUCACCAUCAUCAUCAUUACAACAACAACAAGAAGAAGGAGGAGUUGUUAAACAAGCUGUAUCAAAUUUAGUUUCAUCAUCAAUUACAUUACAUGAUGAUGCAAAAUUAAUUCAAGUAACAGGUAAAGAUGAACCAUUUCAUUUCAUUUCAGUACCAAUGUCAGUUGAAUUUUUAAAUUUAGAGGAUGUUUUCAUUAUGCAAAGUGAUGCUUAUAUUUUCGUAUGGUGUUCUGAACAAGCAAACAUUAAAAAGAAAGCUAAAGCCGUACAAAUGGCUCAAAAAUUAAAAGUUGAAAUUGGUUGUCAAAGAGCAGUUCAAGUUUUAGAAAUUGGAGAAGAACAUCCAACAUUUUUAUUUUGUUUAGGAGUUCCAAAAGGUACAAAAUUAAAUGUUACAAAAGAAAAGAAUGAUAUAUUCCAAGUUGACGAAGAUGAUGAAGAACAAGUGUUAGAGCCCGAAUUCUUUUUAUUUAAGAUAUUUACAGGUACCGAUGGUAAACCAUCAAUUAAACCAAUGGAAGAGGAUGAAGGUAUAAAUCAAGAGAUGUUAGAAUCAUCAGCAUGUUUCAUAUUGGAUUGUGAGCAUGAGAUGUACAUUUGGUUAGGAAAAGGUGUAAAGAAAUCAACUAAAGAUACAUUGAUACCAGUUGCAAAGAAAAUUUGGACCCAAUAUGAUAGACCUGAAUACUAUGGUAAACUCAAAUUACAACCAAUCAUAACCUGGGUAUUCGAUGGUGCCGAAAGUUGCUUAUUCAAGAGUAAAUUCAGUAAAUGGGUAGAGAAAGCACAACCAUUACAAACCUCCUACUUGUCAUUAUCCUCAAAGAAAAAGGAGGCUUUAAAUUUCGAUGUAUCCUCAAUGCAUCAAGAUAAAGAAGUACCAGUGAUUAACAUUGGCGCUGCAUCAGAUUAUAGUAAUGGUAAACUAUUGGUAUGGUGUUCUGGUGGUGGCAGUGGUAAUAAAUGGAAUAAAGUGGAGGAAGACGAUUUUGGUAUUUUCUAUUCCAACAAAUCAUACGUUUGCCAUUUCAUUUAUAAACCAGAGAAUAAGAAUUCAAUUCGUUCCGUGAUCUUCUUUUGGGAGGGUCUAUACUCUAACCAACGUAAUUACAUUGGCUACAAGUUUGGUCUCUACAAGGAGAUUCAAAAGAAGAUGGAAGGUUUGAAAUCAGAUGAUCCCGUCGAAUAUAGAAUCUCUCAAAAUAAAGAACCACAAGAAUUUAUCAAUCUCUUUGGUACAGAAUUAUUAGUACUCAAUGAAGAGUUGGCUUUGAAACCAAUGAUAUUUCAAGUACGUGCCAAUAGAGGUACUCAAUUAUUCCCUGAUCCAGACUCUUGUAAUGCUAAACUCUUAAACUCUUUAGACUCUUUUGUUUUCCUUUUCCCAAAUAAAUAUAUCAUCGUUUGGCAUGGUAAAGUUUCAACUGAACACCAAAGAGAAUUGGCUGCUGAUUUAUUCACUUUCUUACCACCAGAAUAUGAAGCUGGUGUUAAAGAAUUUGACCAAGGAAAAGAAAGUGAUAACUUUUGGAAAAUUAUUGGUGGUAAUUCUAAUGAUAUUGUUAUAAAUACUUUUAUAAAUGAAAAUAAAGAAGAAAAAGAAAAAGAAGAAGAAGAAAAAGAAGAAGAGGAAGAAGAAGAGGAAGAAGAAGAAGAAGAAGAAGAAGAAGAAAAAGAUAAUAAUAAAACAACAACAAUAAUUAAACAUUUAAGACCAAAGAAAAUUAAAUUAUUUUUAUGCACAGAUAAUUCUGGUAUCUUUAAAGCAGAUCAAAUUAAUCCAUUCUCUCAAGUUGAUUUAAAUUCUCAAGAGUGUGUAUUGUUAGAUGUUUACCAUAAAGUUUUCCUUUGGAAAGGUUCAAAGAGUACUGAUCAAAAAUUAAAUGAUACUCAAGACUUGGCUAAACAAUACAUUGAGACUGCAAAUGAUCAAAGACCCUCUGAUUGUUCAGUUGAGUUGGUUGAACAAUACAAUGAAUCACCACUCUUUAAAUCUUAUUUCCAUUCUUGGAAAGUUACCCCUCCAAAAGUUUUCAUUGAUCCAAUCAUUUCUUAUAAACAAAAAUUGGCUGAAAGAUUACAAAAAGAAAAGGAAGAUUUAGAAAAAUUAAAACAACAACAAGAACAAGAACAAGAACAACAACAAAAAGAAAAUAAUAAAAUUGUUGAAGAAGUUAAAGAGGAGGUUAAAGAAGAGGAUGUUAAAGAAGAAGUUAAAGAAGAGGAGGUUAAAGAAGAGGAGGUUAAAGAAGAGGAGGUUAAAGAAGUAGCCAAAGAAGAAACUAAAGAGGAAAUUAAAGAAGAGGUCAAUGACGAAGCCACCGAGGUAAAAGAAGUUAACCAAGUUGAAGAGGAAGUUAAAGAGGAGGAAGUUAAAGAAGAGGUCAAGGUGGAGGUCAAAGAGGAAGAGGUUAAGGGGGAGGCCAAAGAAGAAGAGGUUAAAGAGGAGGAAGUUAAAGAAGAAGAGGUUAAGGAGGAGGUUAAAGAAGUCAAAGAGGAAGUCAAAGAAGAAGUUAAACAAGAUAAAGAAGAGGAGGUUAACGAAGAAAUCAAAGAAGAAACUAAGGAAGAAGAAACUAAAGAAGAUGAUAAUAAAGAGGAUGAAAAAGUAAAUGAAGAAAAUGAAACAGUAAAUGAAGAAAAUGAAGUUGGUAUCAUCGUAUCACCACCAUCAGAAAAAGUUGAUGAAGCCAAUAGUUCUUCAACAAUAUCUUCACCAGAGAAUGAAGGAUCAGUAUCGGUUAAAGACAAGAGAAAAUCAAAUGAACCUAUAACUCCAAGUGUAGUCUCAUCUAGUGGUGACUUACUCUUUGCCUAUGAACCAUAUCAUGGCCCUCCAAUUCAUUCAUCAAAUAGUCCCAAACAAGGUAGAAAAGGUGGAAGGAAAUCACAUGGUAAAAAUCAACCACAACAUAAAAAAAACCAUAGCGUUGAUCAAUCUCCAUUAUCUUCUCCAAUCAUUCCAAACAAAUCUUUAAAUUUAGAUAUCGAUAACCAAUCAUUUGAUUUAAAUAGCAUCAAUAACAAUAACUCUGUCGAGGUUUUAGAUGGCGCUUCAUCACCACUUUCUUUCUCUUCCUCUUCAAUUAAUUCAAAUAGUACUCAUAAUACUCCAUCAAAGAAAAAUAAAAAUAAGAAUAAGAAAAAACAUAAUAGAAGUAGUUCACUCACUCACGCUUAA
Molecule: messenger RNA, 3264 nt
Organism: Dictyostelium discoideum AX4
Lineage: Eukaryota; Evosea; Eumycetozoa; Dictyosteliales; Dictyosteliaceae
Gene: gnrA
Product: gelsolin-related protein
Exons: 2
Coding region: 1-3264 (1087 amino acids)
Cellular component (GO): cytoplasmic vesicle
Molecular function (GO): actin filament binding
Source: RefSeq, a predicted model, not a curated record